CUUUUCAAAUUAUUACCUUUAACAAUGCCGCAAGAAAUGAAUAUUUUAUGUUGUUAUUCUUGUAAAAUGUAUCAAGUACAUAUAGUGAAAAAAGCACGCAAAUGGAAGUGUAAGUUGUGUAAUGCAAAACAAUCUGUACAGCAGAUAUAUUUUCAAGGAUCCGGUCAAGAUUGUCGUCUUCAUGUCCAACAUUUGAAUUAUUUAAAGGCAAAUAACACACCACUUUCUUUCUUUCCUGAGCAAAACGAUAGCAGCAAUACAACUAUUACUGAAGAAUCAAAUAUUAAUGAAAGUGUAGAAAAUUAUUGGUCGAAAUAUCUGGAUUUGCCAAAAGAAAGUCAGUCUGUUGAAGAGGAUUUGUCUUCUAAUGAUACUUAUGAAACCGAAGAUAUGAUAACAAAUGAAAAAUCCUUGUGUAAUCUCGUAAAUAAUGAUUCAGAUAACUUUGAUAAUAUUGUAGAUCGUAGUUUUGAAAAAGAAGAUAUUACUGAUGAGACUGAGAAGUUAAGUUCUAUGAAUUUUAAUUAUAAUCCUACUGUCGAAGAUAAAUGCAAUUUGCAAGAUAACAGUGAAUCAAAUGAAGUUGAUAAUAAUGUUAACAUUUUUGAAACUUACAGUGAAUUAGAUGAGCCUCUUGAUAUUUAAUUUUCUUGAAUAAGUGUUGAGAUUUCCUAAAUG
This is a messenger RNA of Pogonomyrmex barbatus (red harvester ant), 678 nucleotides long. RefSeq lists its product as uncharacterized. Lineage: Eukaryota; Metazoa; Arthropoda; Insecta; Hymenoptera; Formicidae. Gene Ontology annotation, cellular component: nucleus. The record is from RefSeq and is a predicted model, not a curated record. Gene Ontology annotation, molecular function: chromatin binding. Gene Ontology annotation, biological process: mitotic G2 DNA damage checkpoint signaling.